Messenger RNA from Mastomys coucha (southern multimammate mouse), 2242 nucleotides. It is a transcript of the gene Proser2, whose product is annotated as proline and serine rich 2. The record is from RefSeq and is a predicted model, not a curated record. NCBI's taxonomy places the organism in Eukaryota, Metazoa, Chordata, Mammalia, Rodentia, Muridae. Bases 387 to 1799 code for a protein of 470 amino acids. The transcript has 5 exons.
UGCGGAGAGCGCCGAGUGGCGGAGCGCGCACGGCCGAGAGCGCGCGCGGUGAGGUGCUGGGCGGCCUGGGGAGUGCGCGCCGGGCAGCCCGGGCCGAUCGGCGUGCGUGCCUGCACGACCUGCUAGCCGGAGGACGCCUAGAGCCCUGCGGGUCUCAGUCGGCGCGGACACCUGCGACGCGCGGAGGGGACUUGGCUCGAUCUGUUCGUUUGAGAUAAGGUGUAAAGGAGAUCGCCACCACGUCCAGUCUAACCAGGUGUUAUGAACACUCCACUAAACAAACUCCACGGUUGAAAACUUCAGAAGACCUCCUUCCCUGCCUCAGAAUGGGACCCUGGCUCCUACCCUGUUUCCUGUGAGCUAGCUAGUGACAGCUUUGUGUGGGGAUGCCGGGGAACCAGCAGAAACCAGAGUCUCUGGAAAUGGACUCUGACACGUCGCCCAGCGGGCUCAGCGACUUGAGCAGAGGCGGCAGUCUGGAGAGCCGGUGCAGCAGUUCUCGGUCCAGAAGUUUCACUAUGGAUGAUGAGAGCCUGAAGCACCUCACACAUGAGGAAAAGGACGUCAUCCUGUUCUUUGAAGAGACUCUCGAUUCCCUGGAAUAUGACUUUGACGAGCCAGCCCUGUGUGACAGUGGCAUUCACUGCCACUCUCCACAGUCUCUGGAAGAGAGCCCUUCCAGUCACUCUGAGCCCGAAGAUGUCAUCGACUUAGUGCAGCCAGCACCUGCGCCUGGGAAAGCCAAGAGCCUCCCAGAUGUGCCUCAAGUUGCAGAGGCCCCAUCUGUUGCAAAACAGGACUCUCCAUUUCUUGAAGGUAGGAAACAAGCUGCUGAAAAUUUCCUGCCACCACCAGACUCCAGGGGUCCUGAGGUGUUUCCUCUGCCGCCCUCCCUGUCUGUCCCCGCUCCCUCUGCCCCGCGAAAGGAGCUGAUGUCCCCCUCUCCUCCAGCAGAGCAUCCCAAACUGCUCCGUUCCGUGCCCACGCCUCUGGUGAUUGCUCAGAAAAUUUCUGAGAAGUUGGCGGGCAAUGAAGCCCUGUCUCCCACAUCUCCCUCAAAGGAAGCCAGGCUUGCGGAAUGGAGGACGCCGACUUCUCUAGUCUCUCGAAACGGGGACCAUGUCGGCGUGUGGCAUCGACACACCGCCCAGCCGGCACCCAAGAUCCAUCGCUUCCCGAGCAACAUAAGCGUGACCAACAGCGCGGGCAAGGACUUCAACAAGACCAUCUCCAAGGCGGCUGUCAAUGUACAGGAGCGCAAGGCCCAGGUCCUGGCCAACAUCAACGGCAUGUCCUUCAUCGCUGCGGGCGACACGUCAUCGGAAGAGCGGUGGCAGAAGUCCGAGGAGCAGAGGAGUGGCUCUGCGGAUGGAGCACGCACCCUGGGCAGAGCGGGCCUGGCCGGCGAGCCCGGGACGCUGUGUGCAGGAGCCCCGGCCAGGGCGCAGCAGUCCCAGGCUGUGCAGACAGAGCAGCCGCCGGCGCUGACCAACGGCUUCCAGAGCGUGCACGAGGCCCUGCGCAGCGAGCCCAGCUCCUUCGUCCCCACCAGCAAGACCAUCACCUUCCGGCCUGACCCCGCUGUGACCGGCAAGCUGGCGCGCCAGAGUGCCAGCCGCAGCCUGUACGAACCGCGCCCGGACGGCAGCCAGGAUGCCCGCAAGCGCACUGGCUCGCUCCCCCGGGCGGUGGGCUUCCGGCCGCAGGGCAUCACAGUGCAGUUCUCCGGCCGUGGCUCCACCGAGGAAGCUCGGCGCGAGGCUCUGCGCAAACUCGGGCUACUGAAGGAGAACUUGUGAGGGCCAUGCGUGGGACUGCUGGAAUGGCCCGCGUAGAACUUGUACGUCCCGCACUGGGAUGUCCCGUUCUGUAAGCACAGGAGCUGGGUGGUCGGAAGUGCUGCACGUCCAUGUGUGUGUGUGUGGGGGGGGGGGGGUUUGGAGCUUCCGCCCCAAUCCCAGUGCAGCAUGGAGUCUAGAGGCCAGUAGGGCAAAGACGACCCCACCCCGCCCCCAGCUGUCCUUUUCCUUUUCUGGGGUCCUGGAAUAACAUUAAGACCUAAGGGCUUCCAUGACUGCAGAUGCCCCAUGACUUCAUUUGGGAGGACCACCUUGGUUUGACUUGGUCCAGACUCUCUGAGCCGGCUUUUAUCCCACCGGUCGGAUUUGAAAAGCCAGUGUAGCUCCCUGAUGCUCAGGAUUCUCUCUCCUCUUCGAAAAUAAAUAAAUAAAUAAAUAAGGAA